AUGUACCCUACGGGGAAGACGGGUCGUAGCCGGCCGCCGACAGCUGCCCCAGCAGGCGCCUCCACAGGUCGAACUGCCACCGUGUCAAGCAAGCCACCACGACGCAACCGAAGCGACACUGAGGCCGACCUGUUGAACUUCGAUGAACCGGAGACCACCAAGCGUCCCGCCCGGCCAAAGAAAUCGUCUGUCCCUCCCUCUGCAGCAGCAACGGAGGACUUGUUGGACCUUGGCUCGAGCAAGCCGCCGAUGCCGCGCAGCGCAUCGAGCAACGCGAUGGAAGGUGAUUUGCUUGGCGAUUUUGCGAGUAUGUCGUCGACUAGGCCGGCGAAGAGCCGCUCAACGAACGCCUCCCGGUCGCGCCCCGCUGCUCCUACAAUGUCAGCCUCUUCAUCUGAUCCUACUAUGGCUGGCUUAUCAGCCGGGCGGUCAUCUGCGCCCACCGCGCCAUCGGCAUCGGGACAAAACCUCGAGCGAGAGCAACUCCGGAGGAAGCAUGAAGCUGAAAUCAAAGCCCGCGCAGACGAAAAGCUUGCCGUCGUACGCCAGCGGGAGAGGGCUGGAGAAAAAGAACGGGAGCAGAAAGACAACGCCCGUGGCAUGGCAGAAGCCAAGGUGAACCAGUGGAUGGGCAACGGCGCCCGUCGCGGCAACCUUCGCGCGUUGCUAGCGUCACUGGACACGGUGCUGUAUCCAGGCGCGACGUGGACGGCUGUGAAUAUGACGAUACUAAAGGCAAACCCAAAAGUCAAAAUCAACUACCACAAAGCGAUUUUACAAGUGCACCCUGACAAGAUUGGAUCGAAGAACCUUCCACCAGACCAGCAGGUACUCGCGGAGCUUAUAUUCGACGAACUAAAAAAUGCGUACGAGGUCUGGACGGCCGAACAAGAAGGACGGCCUCCUCCAGCGGGCUCGGUAGGACCGAAGCGAGGUCCCGGGGCAGGCAACAGUGGGCCUGGUUUUGGGAACAUGGGCGGAAUGGGAAGAUCUGGAAUGUACAAUAACAUGGGAAGUAUGGGGAGGGGAGGUAUGGGGAUGGGAAUGGGCGGGAUGGGCGGGAUGGGAGGUAUGGGAAAUAUGGGCCGAGGCAUGGCAAGAGGUGGCAUGCGAGGCAUGGGCGGAAUGGGAAAUAUGGGACGAGGCAUGGCGAGAGGUAGCAUGGGAGGAAUGGGGGGGAUGUACGGCGGAACGGGAAGGCGGGGCACAGGAAUGGGGAACAUGCCUCAAGGGUUUGGUACCGCUGGCCACAGUCAACAGCGUAGAUGAUUUGUAAAUGAAAGAUGUUACAGAACUGACCCUUCACAGUCGUGCUUAACAACGUUCGAAAGUAGUCUACACCGUCUGAGACGGUCUGAUGUAGUACAGUAUGGGGACUAGCUGUUCCCGCGAUACGACAAUUCGCCCGCCACCUCAUACGCGGUUCGCUCGAAGGAACUUUCGCAAAACUUUGCUCAUAGCAGUGAAGUAGGCAUCCUCCUAACAAAUCGUAAAUAGUAAAACAAUUGUUAGUA
Chondrus crispus (carragheen) is the source of this 1514-nucleotide messenger RNA. RefSeq lists its product as hypothetical. Gene Ontology annotation, cellular component: cytoplasm; intracellular membrane-bounded organelle; vesicle. NCBI's taxonomy places the organism in Eukaryota, Rhodophyta, Florideophyceae, Gigartinales, Gigartinaceae. The record is from RefSeq and is a predicted model, not a curated record. The coding region runs from base 1 to 1269 and encodes 422 amino acids. Gene Ontology annotation, biological process: clathrin coat disassembly; clathrin-dependent endocytosis. Gene Ontology annotation, molecular function: clathrin binding. The transcript is spliced from 2 exons.